Molecule: messenger RNA, 1864 nt
Organism: Cercospora beticola
Lineage: Eukaryota; Fungi; Ascomycota; Dothideomycetes; Mycosphaerellales; Mycosphaerellaceae
Source: RefSeq, a predicted model, not a curated record
GACCCUGUUGUAGGAAGUGCUCCUCUACUGGCAGGACUUGUCUUGGGUACGAGAUCUCUCUCGCUCUUGUGCAAGCUGAAGAUCACGCCGCCUCGCGGCCACUACUUCCAGAUACAGCAAAUGUCACUAAACAGCCUUGCCUACUCAUUCCCGGGACGGCUGGGCUCAACGAUUUCCCGCUGAGAUUUACUUCUCAAGAGCAAGAUGCUUUCAACUUUUUCCGGAGACAGACCGCCUUUCAAGUGCCCGGAUGUUCCUUAUCGACAGCAUGGGAAGCGAUGGUGAUGCAGCUCAGUCAUUCUGAGCCGGCGAUGGCUUAUGCUGUGGUUGCCGUGGGUGCGAUCCACAGAGCACGCCGCGUAGUGCCAGCAACCAGUUUCCGGCCCGAGAUGGACACGGUGCGACAUCGGUUUGCGAUGAAUCAGUAUACUCGUGCUGUGUCGGCCAUACAGCGAUUCAUCGACGACUCCCGAAACCAUGAGACGACUGAAGUGGUCGAGAUGGUUCUGCUGGCUUGUCUCCUAUUCAUCACGUUUGAGACUUUGCAGUGUGAGCACGAGAUGGCGAAGCGGCAUCUACGACUGGGCUGUGGCAUUCUUUCUGAACAUCUCGGACGAUCAGAGCAACGUCCGGCAAAUCGUGUGGUACGACUAGAGGCAGAGCCCCGCAGACCCAUGGACUUCCUGUCCCAGAUAUUCGUCAGACUUGACUGGGAAACGACCUGGCUGGGCGACGAGCAUCCGUACAUGCAAGCGAUUUGUCGUGACGGAAAUCCCGGGAGGGAAGCAAGUAUACCACGAGCAUUUCGCAGCUUACAGGAAGCCCGAAUGCAUCUAGAUGCAUUGUUAAAUAGAACGUCGAGCGUGCAGGGUGCUUUGCUGAAGCUUGCGGCGGAGAAGUUUGCAAAGGAAGUGAGACGCGAGUCGCAAGACGAAUUCCAGUCAUGGUGCUUGCUGCACUCAUAUCAACGCAUAGUUCGUCUUGACGAGGAUGAGGCAGUCAGCCGGCAAUUGCGAGAAGUCCGAGAUGCGACGGCAGCAUGGUCUUCUGCUCUUGCAAGCCUGGCGGCCACCCACAGCGCGAACACUGAUCAGAUCAGACUCUUGCUCGAGAUCCGGUUCUGGGCGUUUUGGUACAUGGUGUCCACUCUACAGGACAGAGACGAAUGCUCAAGUGAUCGAUUCAGUAAAUCAUUCCCGCAUAUCUUGGACCUAGCUGAGAAGUAUAUCAACUCUCUGCCACGCAUCGAAGUAGUCGUUCACGGCGAACGGGAAAACGAAGAGGGAAUACGCAGUUUCGCCAUGGGCCAAGGUAUUUUGCUGCCUCUGUACCUCGUGGCAUUGAAAUGCAGAGAUCAAGUAGUCAGGAGAAGAGCGCUGCAGCUCCUGCGUCGAGUCCGAGUUCAAGAAGGCAUGCUGGACAGCGAUAUGCUGGCCAUCUGUGCAGCAUACGCUAUCGUACUCGAGGAGCGAUCGGCCAGAGAAUGUGGCGGUCAUGAGGACGAUCACGUCUUGAAAUAUGAAGACGUACCCGAGAGUGCACGCUUCAUUGACGUGACCUUGGCUCCUUUGGCUAACGAUUCCCGUGGAUGUCGGUUGGUCUGCUCGAAGCUCGGAGGCAGUGUCGCGCUCCCAUUCGUCCUCGAAGAACAUGAGUUGCGCGCCGGAGCGAUCGCCACGCUCUCAUGAGAAGACGGGAAGAUUUGCCAUCUGCCGAUUGAGUGGGAACAUCGCCUGCGACUCUGAAGAUUUGUUCUAAGGUGGUUGUAUUACGGGAAACGGCGGAAGACAUGGGUUUUGCUCAUCCCAACCGGACCCAUAUUCGGAAUGGCGAGGUGAAGAGGAUUAUGGCCAGCUCCGCUCAA